AAACCUAACUGAUAUAAUUCAAGCACAGGGUUCAAUUAAUUUGAGUUUUCAAAGGGAGAAGGCCCCUCUGGCGACACCCAACAUACUUCAAGGAAACUGCAUCCUGACAACUUGUUGCUUUGCGCUGGGUUUUCUUUUGCAGCUUAAUCUUAGCAGCGCUGACGAAGUAAACUUCAGCAGCGACGUCAGGCACUGCACUUCACCGUGAAGAUGGCGGAGGCUGCGGAGGCACCACAACACCGGUUUUUCUGUCACUGCUGUAAAUGUGAAACAAACCCCAAACUCCCGGAUUUCGUCUGCCCCAGAUGUGACUCUGGCUUCAUUGAGGAGGUGGCAGAAGACUCCAGUCUCCUGCAGGACAGCACAUCAGCAGCCAGUGAAGACUCAAACUCAUUCUUCUCAGAGUUAUGGCAGCUGCUGUUUAUGGAACGCUCUGCUCUGCUGUCGCAUCCGCCCUCCUCAGAGUCCCACCCAGACGACAGCGAGCAGGUAUCUGCAGGUCAGAGCCGUCCCUCUCUGGUGACACCAGGUGCUGCCGCUGAGGCCAGAGAACCAGAGUCUACGUCCCAGCCUGAACAAGAGAGGUCAUCCAGGCCUGAACAAAGGCCUGCAGUGGAAGGGAUCGUGCAGCAGUUCUUGGCUGGCCUGUUUGCCAACAAUGGAAACCCUGGAUCUGCACCAGCUGCACUAUCCAGCAUGCUACAGUUGUACUCAAACCCAGGAGACUAUGCGUGGGGUCAGGGAGGUUUGGAUGCUGUCAUCACAGAGUUGUUAGGACAGUUGGAGAGCACAGGUCCACCUCCUGCAGAAAAGGAGAUGAUCUCAUCCCUGCCAACCGUUUGCAUCUCUCAGGAACAGACAGACUGCAGACUGGAGUGUCCAGUAUGUAGGGAGGAGUAUUCAGUGGGGGAAUCUGUGAGAAAGCUACCCUGCCUCCACUACUUCCACAGUCAUUGUAUAGUGCCUUGGCUGGAGCUGCAUGACACCUGCCCAGUCUGCCGCAAAAGCCUCGACGGCGUUGACAACAGCCUCCCGCCCACAUCAGAACCCCCAGAAGCCCGCUCCAUCAGGACAGAGCAACAAGAGAGGCAGGCGAUCUGAAAAACGGGGCAAACAACUCUACCUCCUUUACUGUUUUCAAGAGACAUGCUUCUCACCUCAAACCUUUCCCUACACAUGGACUGCUUUUAAAAAACACGCAUUACAUGCAUCACAGUCAUAACUUGCAGACUAAACUCUCACGAUAUACGCAUCUCUGCUAAGGACCUUUAUGUUUCCAUCUUCACCGUUUUUAAGAUACACUACACACAAAAGGACGUAGCAGUUUGCCGGCAAGAUGUGGAGGUGAUGUGUCCUUCUCGCUACGCUGCCCUCCUAGGUGGUUUUCUGAAUGACUGACUUUGAUGUCAUGAACUAAUCACCACUGAGAUGCCAGUGGUUGUCAAAAUGACGGGAAUACACAGAGUUAUGAAGACAGUUUCUUAAUUCAGUGUUUUGUUGACCUUUUUUUCCACCCAAUCUGAUUCAGUUUUUAUCUUCUCUACAGACAAAGCUGUUAUUAAAGCCUAACCCUGUGACCCUC
Messenger RNA from Lates calcarifer (barramundi perch), 1582 nucleotides. It is a transcript of the gene rnf115b, whose product is annotated as ring finger protein 115b. Gene Ontology annotation, cellular component: cytoplasm. The coding region runs from base 211 to 1101 and encodes 296 amino acids. NCBI's taxonomy places the organism in Eukaryota, Metazoa, Chordata, Actinopteri, Centropomidae. The record is from RefSeq and is a predicted model, not a curated record. Gene Ontology annotation, biological process: protein ubiquitination. The transcript has 10 exons. Gene Ontology annotation, molecular function: ubiquitin protein ligase activity.